Botrytis deweyae is the source of this 264-nucleotide messenger RNA. RefSeq lists its product as uncharacterized. Bases 1 to 264 code for a protein of 87 amino acids. The transcript has 5 exons. Lineage: Eukaryota; Fungi; Ascomycota; Leotiomycetes; Helotiales; Sclerotiniaceae. The record is from RefSeq and is a predicted model, not a curated record.
AUGCAGUAUGGAUUGGAUUGGAUUGACACAACUCAAUUCAAUCCAAUCCGGUUCAUCAUCAAUGAUAUCAAUCCAAUAACUCUAUGCCAUUUGCAAUUGCUACAGCAAAUUCCCGGAUUUAACCUUGGCUCAUCAUAUCAAUUACUAGAUGAGCCCUUCAAGACAAGAGAUUUGAUAAUCUCUUGGGUACCCAUCAGGUGUUCCAGGUCUUCAUUGACCCUGGUCAUCAAAACCUCCACGAGGGCUGUAGCAUCAGAAUUCUGA